CGCCCCCCCUUAGCCAGUAGCGUCCACAUGGGCACCCCUCCAGCGUUCCUACUGGCCACAACAGGGCGUUGUACCCCUCUUCCAGGCGCCAUCCAGCCAACCACAGCGCCCCGUAGCUCAGAAAUUUGCUGCCCCGACCGCCUAAACCACUGCUGGGAAGGGAAAAUGGUCGUGUGAUGGGCCGUCAACCUCAUCUCCCCCUCGCUCGCCGCCUUUUUUCUUGCUUUCUGCACCAAAACACCCAUCCUCCCCUCACGCGACAUCACCACCACGCCCUCGGUUGCCCUGCUUUUCUGCUCUGUAUGCCCGUGGAUUUGCUUGUUUCGUCUUUUAUCACUGGCGUUACACUUGCUGCCUCACUCAUCCAACUCCAUUGACCGAAUUAGAAACUCCUUUUUUGUUGUCAACAACCCUCUCGACCGCUCUUUAGUUCCUCUCCCCCUUUUCCUCUUCUCUUUCUACGCCCAUCAUGUCGCCCUCCGCCGACGCAACCAUGGAACACGCCCCCGUUCGCUUUAUCCCGCUUUCUUACGACCCCGCGGACUCGGACAACUCUGCCCGCAAGCUCAUCCUGACCCUCGCCCCCUCGUGGGCCAGCGACGACUCCCACAUCGAAUUCAACCAUUUCAAGGAUGGCAUCACAAACACACUGCUCAAGGCCACAAACAAGCGCCCGGGCAUGUCCCAGGCCGACAUUGACCGCGACGCUAUCCUGCUGCGCGCCUACGGCAACAACACAGAUCUCAUCAUCGAUCGCGAACGCGAGGCUGCCAACCACGAGCUGCUCAUGAAACACAGCCUUGCCCCUGCCCUGCUUGCCCGCUUCGCCAACGGCAUGCUCUACCGCUACAUCUCGGGUACUGUUUGCACAGCAAAGGACCUCCCUGAUCCCGCCAUCACCACCGCUGUUGCCCGCCGUCUUGCUCAAUGGCACGCUACCGUCCCCUGCCUGCCCAGCACUGCCCGCCCCAAGACGGACAACUUGAGCACACCCACUGCCGUCUCCAUGAUUGCUAAUGUCGCCCCCGGCAAGCCUAUCCCUAAUGUCUGGUCUACUAUGCAGAAAUGGAUCCUCGCCCUCCCCACCGAGACCGGCGAGCAGCGCCAGCGCCAAGUCAAGCUCCAAGAAGAGCUGCACAAGGUUGUCGAGCGCCUCAGCCAGCGACCUGGCUUUGGCGAACACGGACUCGUUUUUGCACACUGCGAUUUGCUUUGCGCCAACAUCAUCAUGCACAGAAACGACGCGGGCGAGCUGUCAUCUGUCAGCUUCAUCGACUACGAAUAUGGCACCCCGUCGCCAGCGGCCUUUGAUAUUGCCAACCACUUUGCCGAGUUUGUCGGCUACGACUGCGACUACGCUGCCAUUCCUACGCGCAGCCAGCGCCUGCGAUUUGUGCGCGAAUACAUUCAAGAGUACGCCAAGCUCACUGGCAAGGCACUGGACAUUGAGAAGGAAUCCAGCAAGAUGAUGACUGAUGUGGACGCCUUCCGUGGCGUGCCCGGCUUCUUCUGGGGCAUCUGGUCUGUUAUUCAGUCUACCAUUUCCAAGAUUGACUUUGACUAUGCCUCGUACGCUGAGCUGCGCCUGACCGAGUACUGGGACAGUCUUGGUGAGGAGGACGGUUCCCGCGCCGCCGCAGGGAAGGAGAUGCCUCUGCGCGAGCAGCGAUGGCAGAGCGAAUAAGGCAGCUCGCUUUGAGCCGCCAAACCGUCGCCGCGGCGGUCCUACGUUGUAUGAAUGCGUACAUCCACGCCGCGCGACAAACUCUCGGGGUCGCCAGAGCUCUGUAUAGUAUAACAUAGCCCCAGCACCGUCUCCAUCAACCAAUCCUCCAACUGUAGAGGUCCCCUUCCUUGACCGGGGCAUCUACACAGUGCUGCUCUGGCAGUUCAUAAUAGCCGAUGUCGCUCUCAACUGGACAUGCGCCAUGGCCUGCUGCAUGGUCUGCGAGACAUGUGUCUUGUCGCUUUGUACAUGAUAUAAGGCUUGGUGCUGGGUACCCAGCUGCAAGUGUGUGCCUCUCUCUGCAUAUAGCUGUAUGCGGGACACAGACAACGCCCGUUACGCUGUGACAGCAUCGUCACCGCCACCAAACAGACAGGAUCCGAAGCGAGAGGACAAGAAACAAGAGGAACGUGCGUGCAGUGCAGUGCAGACCGGCCGUCGUCUUUUGAAACUCGAUGGGGAUGGCGCGAGAACACGGGACCACACAAGCCUCAUAUCACACACACCCUUUUAUGUCGUGCGUGACAGACGUUUUAUUCUUGCUUUUUUUUUUUUUUUCGUUUUCCCUGUCGCCGGCUGUCGCUUGUCUUGGCGCCACCACUGACUGUUUCUCUCUUUUUCUUUAUGUUUUUGCGUGCGCGGCAAAACCCAUGGCGAGGUGUUUUAUUGUUGUCCCUCCUCUUUUGUUGAGGGGGGAAUAUGUGACGGCCCCUACGACGUACUUCUUUUUUAAUUCUUUUACGUAGAAUGAGGACGAGGAGAUAAAAGAUCCCGUCUCUUCUUUUCUUUUGUUACCAGGCGAUUAGCAAGCAUCAUACAGUAUACAUACCUGCUGCUUUCUUCUUAAUACAACACAUACAUCCGC
[Torrubiella] hemipterigena is the source of this 2591-nucleotide messenger RNA. The record is from the annotation of a GenBank genome assembly. NCBI's taxonomy places the organism in Eukaryota, Fungi, Ascomycota, Sordariomycetes, Hypocreales, Clavicipitaceae.